Molecule: messenger RNA, 1812 nt
Organism: Naegleria fowleri
Lineage: Eukaryota; Heterolobosea; Eutetramitea; Acrasida; Naegleriidae
Exons: 2
Coding region: 1-1812 (603 amino acids)
Biological process (GO): chromate transport
Molecular function (GO): chromate transmembrane transporter activity
Source: RefSeq, a predicted model, not a curated record
AUGAGUCAUAACGACAAUUUCUCGUCAUCAGCUUCAUCAUCGCUGAACCGAGAGGAUGAUGAGACUCUUUCUUUGGAAAAUAGAGAUCGUUCAAAUACACUCAUCAACAGACCAUACCACAAUUUUAAACAACAACCAGAAGAAGAAGAAAUUAUUUUAGAAGAACAAGCAACGUCGGGAACAACACAUCGAGCAGAAUCUGAAGAAUCAAAUAAUGACAACAACAAUAUCUCACCCACUGAUCCAUCACACAGCCAUACAGAGAAUAGAAGGCAACAAUUAUUUUCAUAUUUAUGGAAAUUAUGGGAAAUUACAUAUACAAUUAUUCCUCUCGGAAUACUUAGUUUCGGAGGCCCAAUGGCUCAUAUUGCUUUAUUACAAGACAAUUUUGUUACUAAACGACAAUGGCUCACAGCAGAAAAAUUUGCUGAAUUAUUUGCAGUUUGUCAAUCAUUACCUGGCCCAACCAGUACGCAGCUAGUUCUUACCAUUGGAACCAUGCAUGCUGGUUAUUUAGGAGGUUUACUUGCUUUUCUUUUCUUUUCAAUUCCAACAGCAAUUGUUAUGGCUGCAGCUGGAAUUAUGUUAAAAGAUGAAAAAGUAACAGAAAGAUUUCCCUAUUAUCUGACAGUGGCAUUGAAUGGAUUUUCAUGUUCUGCAGUGGCAAUUGUCGCUCAUGCUGCAUAUACAUUGUCUAGUAGACUGACAAAAGAUGUUUCUUCAAAAACCUUAUUAAUUGGAGCUUUUGCCACAUUUAUGAUUUGGCAAAAAUGGUGGGUCGUACUUAUUGUCAUGAUAUGCGGCGGAACUAUUAAUUUAAUUAUUGAUUAUUCCUUUAUUUAUUACCAAGCAACGGUUAAGGAGUAUGGUCUGACAAAGCCAAAAGGAAUUUUUUCCUCAGUUAAAUUCUAUGGAACAAUUGUCAAAAUCAAUCUCAAGAAAUUCAAAACAUUUUUGAGUCAUCUUUUCAACAAACUUAGAAGAAGACAAACAGCUCCAACACGAAUUAGCUCUGGGAAUUUGGAUGACGCUGAUGCUCCACAGCUCUUAGACGAACAUGCAGCUGAUCAAGAUUUGGAAUUAAACUCUCCCAAUGAAGAUGAUGAUGAAAAUUCAAAGAAAGAACACGAAACAAUAUCCACCAACGUUGACACAUUGCAUCCAAGUAGCAAUCAAAAAGUUCCUCUUCACAUGAGACCUUUUAUGAGUUUUAUUUUUAUUGGAUUGUUUGUAAUCAUACUUUUAGGAUUGAUGAUAGCUCGACUGAUUGUAAAAUGGGCACCUUUGGAAUGGGCAGAAGGUUUUUAUAGAAUAGGUUGUCUGAUUUUUGGAGGAGGACAUGUUGUUUUACCAAUGAUAUUGAAUGAGUUUUCAGAAUUAGGCUAUCUUACUGAGGAUGCUUUUGUGAAUGGUUUUGCCUUACAAAGUGCAUUACCAGGACCAAUGUUCAAUUUCUCUGCAUAUGUAGGUGGGAUCAUGGGUGGUGUGGCUGGAGCUAUUAUUUGCUGGGUAGCACUUUUUCUGCCUGCCAUUUUGGUGGUGUUGGGAGCACUUCCUGUAUGGAACAAGUAUAGAGAAAGGCAAUUCGUACAGAGCUUGCUGAAAGGUGUCAAUGCUACCUCUGUUGGAUUUGUUUUUACAGCAGUUUAUAUCUUGUGGUUGGCUAGCGUACCCAAUCUUCAUGUGGCGAGUGCUUGUUCGGUCGUGUUCAGCAUUCUCUUCCUCAGCGUUUGGGAUCUUCCAGCCCCACUUGUAAUUUUGAUGGGAGGAGCAGUGAGAAUUGCUCUCGACGGAUUUGUUCCAAAAAAUUAA